AUGGCUACGGAAGAGGUGAAGACGGCCGCGGGCCUCAAGAAGAAGGUCUCAGAUGUCCAUGUGCUCGACCAAUCGGGUGCUGUUUUCAAAGGUUUCCAAAUAUGGACAGACCUGGCGCCAGCUGUUCAGCAGCAGCCGAAUCUUAUGUUUGCCAAGUGUGUAGUACAGCCUGGCUCUACGAAAGAAGUCCUACAGGUUCAACAGAUAGAGCCGCAGGGCAGCGGCGAUACUUUCGAAGUCCCUCAGUCCCACGCCUGGAACGUCAACUCCACCAUUGAUCCUAUGACGUACGGAGAUAUUGGGAUGCUCCCCCAUACAAAUAUCCCGUGUGUGCUCGAUUUCCUGCGCAUUCGUUACAUGAAAAACCAGAUUUACACUUGCGCUGAUCCUUUGGUAGUUGCAAUUAAUCCCUUUAAGGACUUGGGAAAUACCACCAAAGAAUAUAUCUGCAAAUACAGAGAUGCGGUCGACUACACAAACCUCCCUCCGCACGUCUUCUACACAGCGAGAGUGGCACUCGACAACCUGCACGGAGUGAACAAGUCACAAACCAUCAUUGUGUCUGGCGAAUCCGGUGCUGGGAAGACCGAAGCAACAAAGCAGGUCAUGAGAUAUUUUGCCACGGCAAAGGGAGGAGCCAUGGACCUACGAAUUCAAAAUGCCAUUAUGGCGGCGAAUCCCGUCCUCGAAGCCUUCGGAAAUGCGAAGACAAUCCGUAAUAACAACUCUUCUCGUUUCGGUCGCUUUAUGCAGCUCGAUGUGGCUAAGGAAGGAGGUAUUCGUUAUGGCAGUGUGGUCGCUUUCUUGCUAGAGAAGUCUCGAGUGCUUACUCAAGACGAACAGGAGCGAUCGUAUCAUAUUUUCUAUCAGCUGUGCAAGGGAGCUGAUGCGUCCAUGAAACAGAAGUUUCACCUGUUGCCUCUGGAUAAAUACAAGUAUAUUAAUCCCAAAUGCUUCGAUGUUCCUGGAAUUGAUGAUCUUGCAGAGUACAACGACGUUUGUGCUGCAUUCCAGUCGAUGUCGCUGACGGAGGAGCAAAUAAACUCUGUAUGGAGUAUCGUGUCUGGUGUCCUUCUGCUUGGUAACGUAGAAGUCACGGCCACAAAGCAAGGUGGCCUUGAUGAUGCCGCAGGAAUUGAGGGGGAAAAUCUAGAGACAUUCCAAAAUGCUUGCAGGCUCUUGUUUAUCGACGCAGACGCGAUUCUGAGGGAGCUAACAUUAAAGGUCACAUACGCCGGUAACCAGAAAGUAGAAAGCCGCUGGAAACAGGCCGACGGAGACAUGCUUAAAUCGUCUCUCGCGAAAGCCAUCUACGACAAGCUCUUCCUCUGGAUUAUCAAGGAACUCAACAAGUCCAUUGAGCCACCUGAGGGCUUCUCUAAGUUUCUAGGCAUGCUUGAUAUCUUCGGCUUUGAGGUGUUUAAAAAUAACUCGCUGGAGCAAUUCUUCAUUAAUGUCACUAACGAAAUGCUGCAAAAGAAUUUCGUGGACAUAGUGUUUGCGCGUGAGGCGAAGCUGUACAAGGAGGAGGGCGUAUCGACAGCCGAACUGGUGUACACUUCCAAUGCAGAGGUUAUUAGCGUGCUAACGGACAAAAAGUGCUCGAUUCUUUCUACCUUAGAGGACCAAUGCUUGGCCCCAGGAGGAGGUGAUGAGAAGUUUGUGGCAGCUUGCAAAACUGCUUUCAAGAACAGCACCAAGUUCAAACCAGCCAAGGUGUCGCCUAACAUCAACUUCCUAGUUAGCCAUACUAUCGGAGACAUUCAGUACAACGGAGAGAGUUUCCUUUUCAAAAACAAGGACGUACUACGAGCAGAAAUCAUGGAGGUAGUCCAGGCUUCUUCAAACCUCGUCGUGAAGGACCUGUUUGCUGGCAUUGUUAUGGAGAAAGGGAAAAUGGCGAAGGGCCAGCUCAUUGGCUCGCAAUUUCUGAGGCAGCUUGAGGCCCUCAUGGAACUUAUUAAUAGUACGGAGCCACACUUCGUGAGAUGUGUGAAACCAAAUGACACCAAGAAGCCUUUGGAUUGGGUUCAAUCCAAGGUUCUAAUCCAGCUACAUGCACUCUCAGUCCUCGAGGCCCUGCAGCUAAGGCAAAUCGGCUUCUCUUACAGACGUCCUUUCAAAGACUUCCUCUAUCAGUUCAAGUUCAUCGAUCUUGGCAUUUGCGAAAAUCAAUCUCUUUCUCCGAAAGCUGCGAGCCAGGCUCUUCUCGAAAAGGCAAAAGCUACCAAAGGCGAAUACCAGAUUGGGAGCACAAUGGUUUUCCUGAAACAAGGAGCAGCGAAGCACCUGACUCUCAUACAGCGUCAGUGCCUGGCAGCGUGGACGCCUCUAGUGAGCGUUCUUGAAGCAUGCUACAUGAGAUUGCGCCUGGCCAAGGCUAUGUCCAAGAAGAAGCAUUACAUCGUCAGAACUCAGGCUCACAUUAGGAGGCAUAUAGUGGACCACAACGUAUCCCCCACUUCCAUUGAAAAGCUCUUCUGA
This is a messenger RNA of Cyclospora cayetanensis, 2484 nucleotides long. RefSeq names its product myosin-A. Gene Ontology annotation, cellular component: actin cytoskeleton; cytoplasm; myosin complex. Lineage: Eukaryota; Apicomplexa; Conoidasida; Eucoccidiorida; Eimeriidae. Gene Ontology annotation, biological process: vesicle transport along actin filament; actin filament organization. The transcript is spliced from 7 exons. The coding region runs from base 1 to 2484 and encodes 827 amino acids. The record is from RefSeq and is a predicted model, not a curated record. Gene Ontology annotation, molecular function: ATP binding; actin filament binding; microfilament motor activity.